CGAAUCGAAUCCAAUCCAAUCCAAUCCAAUCGAAGAGAAAACGAAGCCGAAUCAAUCGCUUUGGCAAUCGCUUUGGAGGUCGAAAAAACAAGCACUGGCUAGAUCCGAGCAGGCCUUUGAAACGCGUGGUGAUUGUGGAUCAAUGUUCAAUCGAUCGAUCAAUCCAUCAGCACUAUCUCGAUCCGUCAAACGCUAAAUCCGAACACGGUAGCAACUACUGCAAUAGCGUCAAAUAAUUAACGAGAAGGCAACAACGAAGGGUUGUGGCGUCGGAAUGGAGCAACACGGAUCUGGUGGCGGCAGGAGCAACGAUGGCCAGCCAUCCUCGUUGGCCCGCCCGCCCGGAGAAGUCCACCCCCAUGUAAGUACGGUGAUUGUGCGUCAACCCAAUGGAUGUUCCCCGCUUGUGAGCUUGCUUUUUCGUUCGUUUGUUGGUAGUUGAGAAGUAAAGCCACAGCAAUGACUGYCAUUUCUUCUCCUCGAGGAUCAAUACGACGCGGUCGAUGCGCGAUGGAGAGCUGGAAGAAGCAACGGCAUCGAUUGCUCGAACCAACGAAUCGGGUCGAGUCGAGUCGGGUGGGGCUGCCAGUUUCGUUGCUUCUCUCGCUUCUCCGUUUUCUUACAAYAUCCUCGAUCCAUAUUGCCUUGCUUCUCGUUCACGACCUAUGUUCUUCUAGGACGUAAUGUGUGGCCGAGGUGGUCAGACGAACAACCACCCCGGGAACGAAUGGUGAGUAGACAAUGGAUUCCUCGAACGAACAGUUCCGGGUGGAURGAGGCGGCAGCGGUUCGUUCCUUUCGCGCCAUGACACGCCGUGUGUUCACCGUGUUCACCGUCGCGAUACGUUGGUUCCAUCAAAGAGUUCAUUGGAGGCAGAAGGAGGCGACCGUCACGCAACACAAUACCAUUCGAUCCUUCGUGCUUUUUGUUCAUUGGUUUUCUGAUCUUUUUUCCUCUGUCCGGUCCCGCGGCGCGUCGUUGCUGCUCUCUCCUUCGUGCUUUUUGUUCAUUGGUUUUCUGAUCUUUUUUCCUCUGUCCGGUCCCGCGGCGCGUCGUUGCUGCUCUCUCCUCUGGCGAUUAAACUACAACGACGACGACCAUCCCAAUGCUUGUCGUUGUAUUCUAAUACUCUGUUCUAAUCUAUAAUGUUAUAUGCUGUUUUGAAYAUACCAGGUUCAGAAGGCUGGUCCGGAGCAAUCGAGAUCUGUAUAACAGAUGCCCGAAACACACAAAAUUGUUGGUCGCCAAGGCCAUUGUCCAGGCAGUUCAGGAUCAAGUCCCGDGGGGGCGAUUCAUGAAAAUAAAGGCGGGCACAACCCUCUGGGAAGCCAUUCCAUACAACGAAGCCGUUGGCAAAACGUCCCAGGCGUUGMGGGAGCGAGCCCUUUCCUCCAAAACGAGAGCCGAAAAUGCCAGGGGCAAACGAAAAGGAGUAACAAAAAACACCAAAGAACGCUCCAACCAAGAGCGAGAGAAGGCAUUCGAAAUCGCGAAAAAAGUGGCAGAUCGCAUCAAGACCAACGGACUACAGCCGGCGUUGAACCUGGCAGAGUUGACGUCAGUUGCGAUCAAGUCUGCGACGGAGGAUCUAGAGCACCAUCCACCAAAGCGGAAGAGCCAAAAAMCACACCGACACUUGCAAAGCYUAGAGCAGAAAAACAAGGUGGCAGAGAAUAAACAACGGCAUCGUUGCGGUAUUGAUAAUCAACUAUUCAUCGAUCCCUACAAUAUUACAAGCCAAAAUCAUACAGAUGACGUCUCUUCACCAAUGCAAGCUUUGCGGAAUACGGGUUCACUUGGGGUCAAUAGUGAAUCGACUAAUGUUUUGUUGAUGUCGUCGUCGUCGUCACCCGCUACAACCCUAGCAAGCAUGGUCACACCCGGCUUUUCUACUUCUCAUGCGAAUGCCAACGACAGCAACAAGCGCAUGCGACUUUCGGCACAAACGGAAGGAGGGUCAGUUGGAAUGCUUUCAGGUGGAACAGAUAGUGGAGGGCACCGCAGGAUACAACACAUGGGAAGGAGGCUUGUGAAUAGGGUCACAUUUUCAGCGUCAGAUUCGCAAGUAAUGCAAAACAACUCCAUCCAGCAUCCAGCCAAAAUGACAAUGGCACAGUGGCAAUCCAUGCGUUCGACGGGCACCAUGCAUUCUUCGGCGGCCGAAACCGUCGAUCCGCUUGCUGCCUCGGUGUAUGAUACCGUACGUGCCGGUGCAACCUACUGCGGUAUGUGCAUCGAGCCGAGGCACUUUCCGAAAGCGGGCUCGCUGCGAAAYCCUUUUCGCUCAAACAUUUUCUCGGAGCAGCAGCGACAACAGCAGCGACAGCAGCAGAAGGUGUCGGAUAGUGGUAGGUUUUCGGGCAUGGAUGGACACGAGGAACACCAGCUAUGGCAACACGAUGCAUCUUCUUCGGCCAGCCAGGGGACAUGGCRGCCGAGUUACCAACAAAUGCAGCUUCGUCAACCAGAAGUUGGACAARAUAAGCAGCAGCAACCACAACAGAUGGCAGUACCCUUCUUUCCUUACAAACCAGAAACGCACGCGUGUUCCGGUAUUCUAGAAAUUCAAGACCAGCAGCAGGGGGAGGACACACUAGAGGAAAUUCCAACAGUGGGCUUGGCGAACGUCUGUGCAGACGAUGAGAUGGUUUACGACGAUCGGGCCAUAAUCCCAUCGCCACCGAAAGAUUUGAAAGCACACGUGUCCGACKUGUUCACCUCCUUCUUCUCGGGAGACAGUGCGCCGUCGAACAAUGAUAGAAAUACAACAACGUAUUCMAGCCAUGCCGAAAACGGAGGUGACUUCGCCGCACCCCCACUGAAAGGUUUGUCGGCACAGAUUUCUGAUUUGUUCACCUCCUUUUUCGGCAAAGAUCAGCGAUCUGCAAAUAACAUGAAUGGCAAAAGGACGGCCACAAGUGGCAACCGUGCUGCAAAUGGCGAUGACUGCGUUAUGCCUCCAUCUCCACCGAAAGGCUUAACGGCACAGAUGUCCGACUUGUUCGCCUCUUUUUUCAAGGAAGACGGAUCAACACGUGGUCGGAAGAACAGUAGUGGAAGGAAUAAGAACCAAAAUUUCAAUUGGAUAUCACAKAGCGCGGCUGACAUUGAUGAUAGCCCCCUCCCACUUCCACCUGGUGGUACCUUCGAGGGAGGUUUGAUGAGAAGCAUUUCGUCUUCUCUCUUUAGUKUGGUCGAACAUCCUUCGAUGGUGCUGAAUUACAUGAAGUCGUCGGUGUCCUCACCGGCCCAAACUGCUUUUACUUAUCAGAARCCACAGCAGCAGCAACAACAAAAACAUCGGCAGCCUGGAUUUGGGGAUGUAUCCAUUGGUGAUGGCAUGGCUGGAAACUCUCUCCUGGGUCAGAGAGCCGAACAGCGAAGUUCACUUCUCGAUGAUUUCGAAGAGACGCCUAUGGAACAACAACUCCGUAACGCACAAGCCAAAAGAAACCCGGAGAAAUGGAGUGGUUUCUGAGAGAAAAGUUUUUGGUACAAAGAGAGUUGUCAGUUCGAUAGGUCGCUAUUUCUCUCACAGCGUACCUCUCACCAAAUUCUCAUAAGAAAUUUGCCCAAAACGCGGAUAAUGCUCUCGUUUCGCUAUCUUCUACGAUCAACGAAUUUUUCAGUGACUUUCAUGCUGRCCAUAAUUGGUAAUAAUAUUUGGCUAUUACGAUGCAUCGCGUCCCAGAAUACUGUCAACUGUGUGACUGCUUUCGUACUAGUAUUUGGUUUUCGCGAAAGCAUCGGGCCCGUUGCGAUGUAGUGUAUGUGAGGAAAUCUGCUCGUGAGGAGAUGUGACACACCAAAAAUGACAAGCAAUCGUAUCGCAGAUGUGUUGAUCUCUCUCACGGUGUAGAUUUUGAUAGCUUGCUGUCACCUCUAGAUUCAUUUAAGUGCGUCGUUAUGACGUUGAUUAGUAAAGUAAAUCCGAACGCUCUCUCUGAGUGAAACCAUCUUUUUUACUGAUGCUCGAUUUAAGUCAUGCAGAUCUCUUUAUCUCUGGGAAGAGACAUCUGAAACACGCAUUUACAAAGAUUCCUCACUACCAGUYGURGAAAAUGUCGUUUGAAAGAAUAUCAAUCGUUGUGUAGGUUUUUCUUGAUCAUUUCAAUCAGUUCGAGCGAGUMUCGRUCUCUCGAAUUGAAUUUUCUCGCAAACAGAAACCCUCUUUCUUUAGCAAGACGUAGCUCKUCCAAUAACUUAUCACCGCGAAAGAAGAAAAAAUCCGGAUCGCCCGUGUUCUGGGAAUCGGUUCGAUGCCGCUCGAAGAUAUUUCCUUGCGUUAGAUCUUGGCUCUUAAAGCAAAUCGAGGCAUUUGGUUUCAGAAGAGCGUUUUUCAUACUSCCGUCACCGCACUUUGGUUCCCCUCCCCAAACCUGAAACAUGCUCGCUGCUUCCAUUGCCUCUUCCCCGUAACCAAUCAUUCGUGCAGCAGCGAUCCAAGUUCGCUCCUCGAGACAGCAACAGCAUCCAUACUUGGCUAUGCUCAACAGUUCCUUGACUUCUGGGGAAGCAACUAGUUUCUUCACCACUUUCUGUGAAAAAACCGCCUGAUUACCCGAGUUAGUUUUCUUUGUCAUAUUUGUUUUGAUAUUAUCUGGAAUCAAUGGCGUGAAGYCAUUUUGCUUCCACUUCUUUGUUCGCUGCGUAUAUUUCUGAUCUCCCGUCGUAAAGAUAAGACGUUUUCGUUCCAGGUAUCCCCAAUUUGCCCCUUCGCCAUAAUUUUGCUUCAGCUCGCCAAGCCAAAUAUUUCUCUUAGUGUUGAGAAAAUGCUUUGUCAGCUCCUCGGCCCCAAGCAAUGGAUACGCUGCAUUGCCAAGUGUUAACCAAUAGUCAUAUGGUACCUUCAGCUCCUCGGUCAACCAAUUCAUAAUUUGAUAGUUGACAGUAGAAACGGAAUCCGUUCUAUAAAUUAUACUUCCAAAU
This is a messenger RNA of Pseudo-nitzschia multistriata, 4930 nucleotides long. The record is from the annotation of a GenBank genome assembly. Lineage: Eukaryota; Bacillariophyta; Bacillariophyceae; Bacillariales; Bacillariaceae.